Molecule: messenger RNA, 1095 nt
Organism: Theileria orientalis strain Shintoku
Lineage: Eukaryota; Apicomplexa; Aconoidasida; Piroplasmida; Theileriidae
Product: putative RPC10 subunit of RNA polymerases I, II, and III
Exons: 7
Coding region: 1-1095 (364 amino acids)
Biological process (GO): DNA-templated transcription
Cellular component (GO): RNA polymerase I complex; RNA polymerase III complex; RNA polymerase II, core complex
Molecular function (GO): DNA binding; zinc ion binding; DNA-directed RNA polymerase activity
Source: RefSeq, a predicted model, not a curated record
AUGGAAGGCUUUAACGAAAGCGAUGAUAUGGCUGAGCCUAUAACUUAUAUAUGCGGAGAGUGUGGUAAUGAUGUAGCUUUACAGUCCACUGCCGCCGUUCGUUGCAGAAACUGUGGAUCCAGGAUUUUGUACAAAAAACGUUCCUACAGAGAGUUGAAAUCCCUGGCUGAACUACUCUACUCAGCUUCGGAAGACAGAAUAGUUGAAGAAUAUGAGAAGUUUGAGUUUUUUAAGCUCAAACUGGACUCGUUGCUUUCAACUAUCACUCGCUACAGAAUUCAACUCAACGAUUCUCAAGAUAAAACUAUUUUUGGGCCUAAAACUCUUAAGACCGUCAAUUCACUAGUGUCAGAUUACGAUAAACUAUAUGAAGCUUACGAGGACCACCUGUACAAUAUUUAUACGCCGAUUCAGCACCUAUACAACGAGUACAAAAGGAAUAAGGAAGUAGAGCUGGAGCCGGAGAAGGUCCAGUUUAAGUCCAUUGUCGAGGAGACGAAGUUGAAUUUGAAACAAAUCGACGAGGUUAAGCAGAAAAUUAAGGAAGUCCCCAGGGAGGUGGACUUUGCAAACAUUAAAAACGAGGACUUGCCGUCAAACACACUGUUCGACAAGAUCGUGGAUAUCUACAAAAGUGAGCCCUGCAAGGACCUGGAAACCAUUUUGACGGAUAUUGGCAAUGAACACCCUGACGAAUUUUUGAAAAUUGUGGAAAAUCUGUCGAAUUUGUUCAAUGAAAUCUCACGGAAGCCUGACGAGGUUAACUUGAGGCUGCUUAGGAUAAACAAUGAAAAGCUGCAGGAAGAUUUUUUAAAGUACUUCAGCUCAGCUAAGAUUCUUAGAUUCGCUGGCUUUAGAAUUGCCCAAACACACGAAAUCAGCGACCAUUUACAGAAAUUGAAUAUUAAAUGUGACGAUGAGUAUUUUUUAUAUCUUAAUGAGCCUGAUAUGUUCACCUCAUACAACAAGUGGAAGGACUGGCUAAAUAAAAUUAGUUUUGUUUCGGAGCACCUAAAAACGUUCCUUUUAAAUUAUAAGCGGUUGAGGAGGUCAGAUGCCGACUUGAAAACCCUUGUUUCCUCAUCUUUGCGCUAA